Molecule: messenger RNA, 3920 nt
Organism: Ruditapes philippinarum (Manila clam)
Lineage: Eukaryota; Metazoa; Mollusca; Bivalvia; Venerida; Veneridae
Exons: 10
Coding region: 112-1266 (384 amino acids)
Molecular function (GO): protein binding
Source: RefSeq, a predicted model, not a curated record
CAGAAAUACAGAACACCGGACGCAAACUUGCAAAUUUAUUUUAUUUCUAUACUUUAUUUUAAAUAAAUGCACGGAGCUUUGUGAAAAAAAAAUAUUGAUUUUGACAGGAACAUGGUGGAUUGGAAAACUGAUAGUAAGAAGUUUGAUAAGAUGACAAAAGAAGAGUUAGAUAAAUAUCAUCAUACACCUGAGACAGAACUCUCACUCCUUGUAUGCCGAGCUACAGAUAGAAAUGAUUAUGCUCAACUCAAAGAAUAUCUUCAGGUAUUAUCAGAGAGGGAGCCUGAUAGGAUUCAUACUAGAGACACGGCAGGAAUGACAGCUCUUCAUUGUGCCGUUGCCUGCUCAUCUCUACCAGCAGUGAAAUUGUUGUCGAAGUAUGGAGCAGUUGUUGAUGCUAAAGAUAUGUUAGGGUUCACACCACUGUUCCUGGCUACAGGUCGGUAUCCCAACACUGAUAUAGCAAGUUUCCUGAUUACAGAGGGUCAUGCAAAUGUUGGUGCCAAGACAAAUACAGGUGCUACAGCUUUACAUGGUGCUGCUCUACAGGGUAACCAUGACUGUGUGAAACUUUUGCUAAAGCAUGGCGGUGAACCCCGAACAGAAGACAAUGAAGGUACUACAGCUUUCGAGUUGGCUAAGAAUCAGGAGAUAAGAUCUCUGCUGCAUGAUGCAGUCAUAGAUAUUGACAGUAAGAAGGAAAUCUCAGAUGUUGUAUGUGCACAAUGUAAGAAGCCAGCAAGUGAAGCAGGUACUCUUAAAAGAUGUGGACAAUGUCAUGUGACCUUAUACUGUAGUAAAGAAUGUCAGAUAGCUCACUGGAAACAAGGAGAUCACAAAAAUAAAUGUGAAGGAUUUGUGAUAGCUAGACCAGUACUUAAGAAUAAAGAUGGGCCAGACCUUUUCAUGACCAGCUUCUAUCAUGUUAUGGGUUCGCAGAAAAAAAACGUGAAAAUUUUCAACCGCAGAUCAGGAGAGUCUGCAGAAAAGAUGGAGUUUCUAAGGAACAAAAGAUUUAUUGUAAAAGUUCAAGUACCACUAAGUGGUUUUGCUAUGCAAGGUGGAGAUAUGAUGGUCUAUAAUGCUGAUAGAACAUGUGAGGGAUUUAUACAUAGCACAGAAAAAGGAUACAAGCCUCUUGCUGCCAGGAUCAGAAAAGAAGGAUUUAAGGGAAUUAAAGCAUUUUUCUGGGCAGAGUUAGGUGAUAAAAGUGAUGGAACAUUCAAAGUGUUCCCAGGAAAAACGGCACCAUACCAGGACUGGUAAUUGUUAUCAUGGUCAAUCACAUCAACAUCUCGUUCAUUAUGACGUACUUUUUUACAUUGAAUAGAAUAUGAUGUUACUUUAACAGUUACAUGUUGUUAAAAAUUUUGUAUUGUUUAUUAUUCAAAGGUGCAGUAAUGUAUACCUUCACCUAAUGUUUAAACUUAAGCUAUUUGUAUAGGAGAUUUGAUACCCUAGUGUCAAUAGUAAAUUAUCCUACUGUAUAAGUGAAUAUUUAUAUGUUACAAAAGUUUUGCAAAUGUGUGCGUGUGGAAAUAUUUGCGAAAAUAGGAUUUAUUGAAUUUGAUACUGUUGUUGUGGUAUCAUUAAUUAAGCAGGUACAUGUUAAAAAUAUGCUGCUAUUGUAUUCUAUUCCAUUGUUUAAUACCUUUAUUAUUUAUAUAUAAUUGAUGUAAGUUUGAUAAAGGACAUGAUCACACAUUUCUUUGCCAUAUUUUGAAACCUUCUUUAUUUAUAUUAAUACCCUAUUGUGUUAUUUACAUAUUUAUUGUUUCAUCAAUACAUUUAUGAUUUGUUAAGACCAAAAUUAAACAAACAAACAAUGAGAAAAUUAAUCUCAGUAUGCGAAGAUUAAAACAUAUUCAUGUAAGAUGCUGUAUGAAAACAUGUGUUCAAAUGAUAAAAGAAAGUCUGCCUAAACAGAAAUACUUUUUGCACAAUCAAAUAUUUGCGAAUAAUUUCAAUAAACAACGCAAAAUUAACCACGUAAACAGUAUAUCACUUAUUUUCUCUAAACUAUAGCUAGAAUGACUUAUCCACAGAUAAAUCAUCAGCAUACUUUAUCACUAGUAUUAUACAUGUAUAUAGUUUGAUUAUCUUAUUUCAAAAUUGGUGAAAUGAAUUAGAAAUACCUUUAUAAACAACUUCUGCUCAUCAGCAAGCCUUCUCUGUUACAUUCUUGGAUGGUAAUCUUUAUAGUUUGUUUUAAAUACAUUUAAUGAGCAAAUUUUUUUGUUGGACCGGAUCCUAGGUUAAAAAGAAAUUGAUAAAGCAUGACAUGCAUGAAGUUCUUCCAAAUGUGUUCAAGUGGUUGCAUUCCCUUGCAUUCCUUGGUCACAGCAACUACAAGUGCCAUCUUAACAAAUCUUUUUUCUCUGAAACUAUAAGGCCCAUAUCUAAGAUAUUUGUUGGGUUUCAAAUUCUAAUAAUCAUCACUACAGAGUUUUUUCCAAAUCAUGACUCUGAGGUCUAAAUUUGCUCAACUGUGGGAACUGUUGAUUUUGCAUACUUACAUAAGAAAAUACUUUGUUAAUCGUUUUUUCUCAAAGGACACUAACAAUUGUCUAAUAACCUAUUUAGUUUGUUCAAAUUAUGACCCUGUUGUCCAAAUUGUUCCUGUUGUGGGUGUCAUUUGAUUUUGCAUAGACUUGUAUAGCAAACGAGCUUCAACUAAAAUUGUAUGUGCAGAAUACACAAUGACCAUGCUUAGAUACUUGGUAUGUAUCUUUGUCUGGGGACCUUUACAAAAGUUAUAUAGUCAUGCAGCAACUCUCUGCCAGUGGGCCCUUUUCAGAAAUAAUUUUCUGAUUUUUUAAAAAAUGAUUCAGAGGAAUACAAUGUUGAAACAAAGUUUGCAGGUUUAAUGACAGAAUCAGUUGGGAAAAGAUUAUGGAAAGUCGAGAGCGACUUAACUCAUGACAAAAUGUUUUCCAUGUGGGGCUUUAUACAUUUCAUAGAAUGAAAGAAUAUUUUCAGUAUUAAAAAAAAUGAAAAUGAAAUAUCAACCAGAAUAAGGAGUUUAUUAGAAUUUUCAGACAUGAAUUUGUCUAAAAGUGGUAGAAAACAAAAAUCCAUUGAAAGGAAGGAAUUCUGUUUAAUGGUAACAAAGAUGAUAGUGUAUAACAGGGUUGUGAUUGUAAUAUAUUUUCAAUAUUAUGUAAAUAUUUUCACUAUGGUGCUGUUAAAAAGGUGUUAUUUGUUAUUCAUUAUACAUGUAUAUUUUUGAACAGUAUUAUGUUAUCAUGUAUUAUAAAAUAUGCAAUAUUUUGAACAUGUUCUGAAGGUGCUGACAGUUUUUUUUAUGUUCUUAGUUGUUGAAUUUUGUUUGUUUGUUUGUUCUUAUUUUGCAUUGGAAUCUCAUUCUUAGUUGUUACUCAUCUUUAUAUUUAUGUAAAUUUAGUUUCAUAUUGUUACACAAGAACAAGGCAUUAGUAUUAAGUGUUCAAACAGAUGUUUUAUCAUAUUCUAGUCACACAUUUUCAUAUUUUUGUAAUAAAAUCUUUCACUUGUUAUCAUUUAUGAAAGUUAGGAUUUAUGUAGUGAAGAAUAUAAUAUAUAGUACCAAAUUUUGUUCUAUUUUUGUGAUACAGUGCAAUUGCCAUUUGUGACACAUGCGAUUGCCAUUUGUGAUAUAUGUGUGAUUAUCAUUUGUGACACACGUUGUGACACACAUGCGAUUUCCAUUUGUGACGACCAUGCAAUUGCCAUUUGUGACACACAUGCAAUUGCCAUUUGUGAUACACAUCACACAGUUUCAUCUAUUAACAAGUUCAUUAUGUUUGUAAAGCUAAAGAUAUGCUUCAUGUAGUGUUCAUACUAUCACAAAAUAUUUCUUGUGAAAUGUAUAAAAGGGUAUACUGACUUUCUGGUAGGCUUAUAGAUUCAUUAAAGAACUUUCAGGUUAACCGAUAUCGGUA